AUGUUAGGUCCACCUCAAUAUGAGGAUUACCCAUCUAUUGCACCUAUUGCUGUGCGAAAAGGUAUACGUUCUACUCGCAACUCCCACCCCAUAUAUACCUUCUUAAGUUAUGAUCGUCUAUCCUCUCCUUAUUAUGCCAUUGUUUCACAUUUAUCAUCUGGCACUAUUCCCAAAACAACCCAUCAAGCCCUUUCUGAUCCUGGCUGGCGGCAAACAAUGUUAACUGAGACGGAGGCUUUACAAGACAGUGGCACUUGGGAAUUAGUUCCUUUACCUCAUGGUAAAUUUGUUAUUGGUUGCAAAUGGAUUUACAUGGUGAAAGUAGGUCCAGAUGGUAAAGUUGAUCAUCUUAAAGCUCGACUUGUGGCUAAGGGAUACAUUCAAGUCUAUGGGUUAGACUAUACAGAUACUUUUUCCCCUGUUGCUAAAAUUGCCUCGGUUCGAUUGCUUCUUUCUAUGGCAGCUAUCAGUCAUUAG
Molecule: messenger RNA, 477 nt
Organism: Ipomoea nil (Japanese morning glory)
Lineage: Eukaryota; Viridiplantae; Streptophyta; Magnoliopsida; Solanales; Convolvulaceae
Exons: 1
Coding region: 1-477 (158 amino acids)
Source: RefSeq, a predicted model, not a curated record